Molecule: messenger RNA, 504 nt
Organism: Eruca vesicaria subsp. sativa (arugula)
Lineage: Eukaryota; Viridiplantae; Streptophyta; Magnoliopsida; Brassicales; Brassicaceae
Source: the annotation of a GenBank genome assembly
AUGGAAACCUCAUUGUGUUGCUUUCAUGACUGUUGUCUUCAGCAAUAUGAUAAAAAAGGAGCACGAGUGUGGAAACGAGUUCGUCAAAGGAUCCUUCCACCAAAUGUUAGAACUCAUGAGAUAUGGAAUAUAGAUGUGGAUCGGCUGUAUGUCCCUAUUCAUGUCGGUGAGAUUCAUUGGAUCGCUUUGUGCAUUUGUUUCCAAACCAAACACAUUGAUGUGUUUGACUGCUCUGGUGUAAAAAGGUAUAGGGAGGUGGAUGGGUUCACGAACCUUGUUCCGCGUAUUGUGAAGGCAGUUCAGCCAGCGAUAUACCAGAAGGAUUUCACUGUAAGUCUGUAUACGGUUACGUAUGUCCCAAUGGAGAGUCUAAAUGCAGGUGCUUGUGAUUGUGGUGUCUACACACUGAAUUUCAUUGAGUGUCAUGCUCUUGGAUUGGAUUUGUCAUUACUGAAUGAUGAAAACAUCAAAGAAGCACGUCUUAGAGUUUUGUGGGAUCUUUGA